UACACUGUUCUGAAGACGGCGUUCACGGCGUUAUUCUGGCGUUUUGGUGGCUUUCUCGCUCUUCUCACUUCGCCUGAUACCUGCCCUCUGGCACCCCAUCUUCUUUCCCACCCUUUCAUACAUUAUGUCGUGCUUUAGUUUCCCGUCAAUCCUCUUUCGUGGGCGGAUGAGGGUCAUGACGGUUUGAGAGUUUGCUUCAAUUUUAUAUAUGCUAUCAGCAGAGUUUCGGAGGGCUGUUUACAUACUUCUUGUUCAAAGAGCUCUUGCUGGGUUGACCUUGUCUAUAGUAACUCAGUUUAAAGGAAGUUAUCCUGGCGGUUACGAUUGGGAAAAACGAAUGGGUUAUGCUUCACUUAUGCUUUCUAUCUGGGGGUGGAGAGAGGAAGGGGUCGGUCGAUGGGUACUUUGUUCAACAAGGACGAUGUUGGGCGUGUGGCUGGGUGAAUGGAAUGGUUCGGUUGGGUUUGGCAAGCGGGUGACUGGUCGGUUUGUUUAGUCGAAUAGGUUUGAUAACGAAGCUGCAAUAUACUGUUUGCAAUUUCCCUUUU
This is a messenger RNA of Xylaria bambusicola, 548 nucleotides long. RefSeq lists its product as uncharacterized. The transcript has a single exon. Bases 209 to 496 code for a protein of 95 amino acids. NCBI's taxonomy places the organism in Eukaryota, Fungi, Ascomycota, Sordariomycetes, Xylariales, Xylariaceae. The record is from RefSeq and is a predicted model, not a curated record.